This is a messenger RNA of Oryza brachyantha (malo sina), 2177 nucleotides long. RefSeq names its product DEAD-box ATP-dependent RNA helicase 30. Lineage: Eukaryota; Viridiplantae; Streptophyta; Magnoliopsida; Poales; Poaceae. The transcript has 10 exons. Bases 162 to 1877 code for a protein of 571 amino acids. Gene Ontology annotation, molecular function: ATP binding; RNA helicase activity; RNA binding. The record is from RefSeq and is a predicted model, not a curated record.
AAACCACGGGCCUCCCUCCCACCGUCGCACGCCGCCUCCAUUUUCUCCUCCCUCCCAGAUCCGUCCACCUCGCCCCCCCCCCUCCCUCGCACGGCGGCGGCGCCCCCGGACUCCGGCUGAGCCUCUCACGCGCGCGCUGCGGCACGUCCCGGACCGGCGCCAUGAAUCCAUACGACCUCCGCUAUGCUGACCCUUCCUCCUACCGUGACAGGCGCAGCGACCUAGCUGGGACUGCUGUGCUCGCCCCGUCGGCCCCCGUGGCCGCCAACCCCUACGCCGCCGCGUACACGCCCGCGCCGGCUCCCGCGGCCCCCGCUGGCGGCGACUUCUCGCGAUUCGGCGGGAGGGGCCGUGGCGGUGGAGGCGCGGGCGGCGGUGGCUGGAGUAGAGGUGGUGGUGGUGGCACUGGAGGUUACCGAGGUGGCGGUGGGAGAGGAGGCGGUGGUGGAAGGGACGGGCUGGACACGCUCUCUCUGCCGAAACCGGAUUUCCGGAGCCUGAUACCCUUCGAGAAGAACUUCUACGUCGAGUGUCCCGCCGUGCAGGCCAUGUCGGAUACGGAUGUAGCCCAGUAUCGGCGCCACCGUGAUAUUACUGUUGAGGGCCAUGAUGUGCCUAAGCCGGUUCGGUACUUCCAGGAGGCCAACUUUCCAGAUUACUGCAUGCAAGCAAUAGCCAAGAGUGGAUUUGUGGAGCCAACACCUAUUCAGUCUCAGGGCUGGCCGAUGGCUUUGAAGGGCAGGGACAUGAUUGGUAUCGCACAAACUGGCUCUGGGAAAACACUAUCUUACUUACUCCCUGGACUGGUUCAUGUUGGCGCACAGCCUAGACUAGAACAAGGUGAUGGCCCAGUUGUUCUGAUCCUCGCUCCAACAAGAGAACUGGCUGUACAAAUACAGGAAGAAUCUGCCAAAUUUGGGUCAUACUCAAGAACUAGAAGCACUUGUAUCUAUGGUGGAGCACCUAAGGGACCACAAAUACGAGAUCUAAGGAGAGGGGUUGAGAUCGUCAUUGCAACACCUGGUCGGUUGAUCGAUAUGCUGGAAGCUGGUCACACUAACCUACGUAGAGUAACAUACCUCGUCCUGGAUGAGGCAGACCGCAUGCUAGACAUGGGCUUUGAGCCCCAGAUUCGGAAAAUAGUGGCACAGAUCCGGCCAGAUAGGCAAACCUUGUACUGGAGUGCCACUUGGCCAAGAGAAGUAGAAGCAUUGGCUAGACAGUUUCUGCAAAAUCCUUACAAGGUAAUCAUAGGAUCGCCUGAUCUUAAAGCUAAUCAUUCCAUACAGCAAAUUAUUGAGGUCAUUUCAGAACAUGAAAAGUAUCCCAGACUCAGUAAGCUUUUGUCUGAUCUAAUGGACGGGAGCAGAAUCUUGAUAUUUUUCCAAACAAAAAAGGACUGUGACAAGGUCACUCGUCAACUUAGAAUGGAUGGAUGGCCAGCAUUAUCUAUUCAUGGUGAUAAAGCUCAAGCUGAAAGGGACUAUGUUCUGGCAGAGUUUAAGAGUGGGAAGAGUCCCAUAAUGGCUGCCACUGAUGUAGCAGCACGUGGUCUUGAUGUCAAGGAUAUUAAGUGUGUGAUAAAUUUUGAUUUUCCAACAACUCUUGAAGAUUACAUUCACAGAAUAGGUCGAACUGGCCGUGCUGGUGCUAGUGGAACUGCAUUCACUUUUUUCACACACUCUAAUGCAAAAUUCUCUAGGAAUCUUGUCAAGAUUCUGAGGGAAGCAGGUCAGGUUGUGAAUCCAGCACUAGAAUCUAUGGCCAAGUCUGCCAGUUCUAUGGGAGGAGGCAAUUUCCGGUCGAGGGGGCGCGGUGGGUUUGGUAACAGGUCUGGCUCAAACAGCAUCCCGAUAAGAGGAAGACGGCCAUACUGAGGGUUGCAAAAGAUUGAUGAAUCAUUUGCUGUAUACCGUUAGGUCUUAAAUGCAUUCUUUGGGAACUUCCCUUUGAGAUUCCCUUGACUGCUUGAUUGACAUAAGUCAAUUUUCAUUAAUUUGAGGAGAGAUGGAACAUGCCACACGAAUGGCCGAUACUUAUCCAACAUCUUAGGAUAUGUGUCCAAAGUUAAGUUGUAGACCCCUGUGUUAUUUGACUGUUGAUUCUACAUACAGUGCGUGGUACUGUUUAUUGUUUGCAUCUGUUGGGCCACAUGAAAGAAAUCGUUUGUUAAACUU